Messenger RNA from Stylonychia lemnae, 609 nucleotides. The record is from the annotation of a GenBank genome assembly. NCBI's taxonomy places the organism in Eukaryota, Ciliophora, Spirotrichea, Sporadotrichida, Oxytrichidae.
AUGUUCCUCUCAGACAGUCAAACUUUAGAGUCAUAUGAAUCAGAUAAUGUACCAAUUCACUCCAAUGAAGUUGAGAGAAGCUUCUUGAUAGCAGACUUAGCUUUAUAAUCUAAAAGAUAUGAUGAGGCCCUACUAGAGAUACUUUCAAUUUAGGACUUCUAUCAGCAAGAUCUAUCUGAAAAUCAAAAGAAUAUUUUGUAUUCAAGUUUUGCGAGUAUUAUGAAUCAAAGCUACAUGUACAGACUAAAGAGCUUGAAAAUCUAUGGACAAGGCUCAUAAGAUAAACUGCAAGUCUUAUUUGACACUUCAAGCAAAUACUAUGAAAAAUGCAUUGUAGAAUCAGUGAGACUACAUCCAAUAAACCCGAUAAGACUUUAAGCGAUCAUAAACUAUUCUGAAUUUCACAUAGAGUACAAUAAAGAUCAGCAAAAAGUGAUUUAAGCUAUCUAACAAGAAAAGAUCUGGUAUGAUGAAGCGUUUUCUCUGUAUCAUUCAGAUAAGGACUAAUAACUUACAUUUGAACAAGAUAGAGAAAGUUUCAAGCUGUUAAGUUAACUAAAUAGCAGAGUUAUGUCACAUCAAUACUUGCUUAAUAACAAAAGUUUAUGA